AUGGCCUCGAGUCCUCAGUAUCUCGCCCACAGUGCGCACGACCAGGUGGGCACAAAUACAUCUACGCUGCCCGACGGCUCCUGCCCCAGUGGACAGCCAUCCACUGUUUCCGCAUACCCAGAUCCAGACCAGAUAUACUCUUCGGUCUCGGCCUUCGACCAGCAUACCGUUGUCGACGACGAUAAUCUCUUGACUCCGGUGUCCAGCGCUGCUUCACCACCUUUGCACCAGCGGUCCAAGGUCCAGUCGCCGUACCACCAGCCGCAAGACUCUCCUCAGUGCCCACAACAGCCAACCCCUCCCAACACGUCCACGAUGUAUCCCUACUCAGACUACGUGAACAGUGCGAGCCAGGCAUCUUCCCCCAUGCCCGUUCAAGCCACUGUGACUCAAGCAUCCCAUGAUAUCCUUGGGCCCUACAUCCAUAAUUCCCCAGGCCACGAAGACCCCAUCCCACCACCACAGCCCGCCCCAUACUUUGGCCACUACAGCGCAUCUAGCGUGUCGGUAGGGCCAGAGCCAGACGGGCUGCCCUCAUACUACAUGCACGAUGUAAUAAACGACAACUCCUACGGACUGAUCCGUGGAACUGGCCUGCCAGACAUCAACGGCGGAUCCUACACACACAGGCCGCUGGCUCCAAACAUGCUACAGCAGCCUCCACAAGGGCAGUACCGCCGCGACGUGCUCCCAAUAUCAAGGCUCUCGCCAUCAAACUAUGGGCGUCCUCCACCGGCCCAGGUCAAGAGACACCCCAGCCGGAAGCCCAGCGCCAGGAAGUCCCGCGUGAAGAAGGAGCAAUCGUCCAGCCCGCCGACGAUGCCCCAGGCCUUCAGGUUCGAUGAUGCCGGCAGGGGCGUUGAGGCACUCGCGCCGGAAGAGGACGUCGACCUGGACCAGAAGACACCGGCUGACCUGAGACGACUGUGGAGCAUCAGGCAGAAGUGGUUUGGCAGGAAGGGCCAUGGCAUGUGGGAGAACAUCAUUAGGGACUUCCUGGGGCCUGAGGAGGCCGAUGCCCUCAGCGAAGACAAGAAGACGCAGGUCAAGGCGAACCUGCAGAUGAAAAUUCACAGGGGUGUCUUGAGACACGGCGAAUGGCCAGCGCGCGACAAAGACGCACUGCUCAAGGCCUAUGUGAAAUGGGAGGAGAACCGCUACAACGAGAUCUUCAGGCUGUUCAUGGAGGAGCUACAGAACGAGGGCCACGCCCCGGCGUACGAGUGGAAGAGUGUCCACGUCGAGGCCGAGCUCGUCAGAUUAGGCCUGGAGCAGAAGCAGCGCGAGCCGUCCAAGGCGCGCAGGAGGCGCGUCCAGAUCCCGGCGCGCCACCGCGCCGCCGGGGGCCACGGCUCCUCACACACCAAGUCUUCUUCUAUCCACAUGCCACACCACCAGCAGCAGCGCCUCCCAGCGGUGUUCGACCUGACGCCUCAGUUCGGCCACUACCCCAGCCAGCACUUUGGGCAGCAGCAGCAUCACCCGUACGGCAUCGGCGGCGGGCACAAGCGGGAGAUGUCGGCUGGGUCAUCUUCAUACGACAUGUUGGUCGAGCAGCUGAACGGUCAGCCCCAGCCGCCGCUGACCGACGAGCAGCACGAGCAGCUCAUCGACGAGUGCCUGGAGCGGACGCCGUUCGAGACCGGCCCUGAGGACUCGGCGUUGGGCAUGUCCGACGACCCAUACCCUGAGGAACAGCUUCCCCGCAGCAGCCGCCCGUCCUCAUCCUCGCUGCCCGCAAUCAACGGCAUGAUCGCCUCGGCGUCCGCAUCGCCGGACAUCAACGCGCAGCGCAGCGCGGCCGUGGCCAGGCAGGCGUGCGGCGAGCUGCUGGAGCACUCGGGCGGCCCAGCGCAGCACAACAACCACCACCAGUACGCUGGUGUGUAA
This is a messenger RNA of Diaporthe citri, 1890 nucleotides long. RefSeq lists its product as uncharacterized. Lineage: Eukaryota; Fungi; Ascomycota; Sordariomycetes; Diaporthales; Diaporthaceae. The record is from RefSeq and is a predicted model, not a curated record. The coding region runs from base 1 to 1890 and encodes 629 amino acids. The transcript is spliced from 4 exons.